This is a messenger RNA of Trichoderma aggressivum f. europaeum, 1326 nucleotides long. RefSeq lists its product as uncharacterized. NCBI's taxonomy places the organism in Eukaryota, Fungi, Ascomycota, Sordariomycetes, Hypocreales, Hypocreaceae. Bases 1 to 1326 code for a protein of 441 amino acids. The transcript has 3 exons. The record is from RefSeq and is a predicted model, not a curated record.
AUGCCAGCUCGGAACGGGCGCUUCUUCUCGCGGGAGCCGUUCGACAAUGACAACAGGCUAACGUUGCAGCACGCCGAGGGGCCCUUUGGCUUUCUCAAUCCAACAAGAGCUCAUUUCGACCACUCGGCACUGGCUCCCAAGCCGGCGCCUGACGACAUAGCGGAACCACAUGAGAGCGGCGAUGAUGCGGAAACCAGGCACGAACAGACAAAACAAGCCGGCGAUUCGAACGUUCCCGCCAAGAAUGUCAGGUUCCUCUGGCGGUCUCGAGACAACCGAAAGGGUCGGCAUGCUUUACUCGUCCAAAAGCCGCUUCCAGGAGAGGAGGUGCCUUUCGUGACGCCAAGGCGGACGACACAUCCCCGGGAGAUUGUGAAGACGGUGAUCAGGACUUUCACGCACUACCCCAUCUGGGACAUUUCUUGGCUGGUGGCCUUCAUAUUUACAUGGGGAAGCAUAGUCUGGGUUCUAAAUAGUUUCUUCGUCUGGCUUCCGCUGGUGGCUCCCUCUACCGAGUUCGACGGCGAAGUCUACUGGGGCGGUGGCAUAACCGCCUUCAUCGGCGCCAUCAUCUUUUUCGAAUUCGGUUCCAUCCUUCUCAUAUUCGAAGCCAUAAACGCCAAUAGAUCGGGCUGCUUCGGUUGGGCCGUCGAGCAAUUGGUCGACAAUGGGAGGAGCGGCAAACCGAGGCUUCGGGUGGUCGCAAGCCGCCAUCAUUGCCACCACCAUCACCAAAAUCGACGUAAUUUUGUGGGCAAGCCCUCGGCUACCGCUUCGAUUGAAGCUCAACAGGACUCCAGCAGGGCUAAUGAUGAGAAGCAAUGGCAGUGGUUCCCUUCCUGGCACGACCUGCGCACACAUUAUAUCCACGAGUUGGGGUUUCUCGCCGGUUGUGCACAGCUCUUCGGCGCUACUGUUUUCGGUGUGUCUGGGUUUACCGCCCUGCCGGGUAUCAACAAUCAUCUCACGCCCCAAUGGCGACUCAAUGCUGCAUACUGGAUCCCUCAAGUCGUUGGCGGCAGUGGCUUCAUUGUCAGCAGCACGUUGUACAUGCUAGAAACACAGCAGAAAUGGUGGAAGCCCGCACCUCAUCUUUUGGGCUGGCACAUUGCAUUUUGGAAUCUCGUGGGAGCAUUUGGCUUCACGCUCUGCGGUGCCCUGGGAAUGGCAUACAACAAUUCUGGGGCGCAGUAUCAAGCUGGACUGGCUACAUUUUGGGGCUCAUGGGCUUUCUUGAUCGGCAGUUACCUGCAGCUUUACGAAAGUCUGAGCAAGCAUCCUGUGGAACAGGUGUCAUCAAUGGAUGAGUUCAUAUCCAGGAAAUAG